Messenger RNA from Medioppia subpectinata, 765 nucleotides. The record is from the annotation of a GenBank genome assembly. NCBI's taxonomy places the organism in Eukaryota, Metazoa, Arthropoda, Arachnida, Sarcoptiformes, Oppiidae.
AUGCACAUAAAGUGGUCAAACGUGUCGGUGUGUGGUCUGGUUGUGAUGGUCUGGAUCUGCGACAAUGUGUCGCGCGUUGUGUCGGCCAAAGACUACUACCAGCUGUUGGGCGUCGGGAGAGACGCGACGGACCGCGAGAUCAAGAAGGCGUUCCGGAAGUUAGCCGUUGUCUAUCAUCCCGACAAGAAUAAGGCCAAAGACGCUGAGGACAAGUUCCGCGACAUCGCGAAGGCAUACGAAGUGCUGUCCGAUGCGGACAAACGCCGCCGAUAUGACCAGUUUGGCGAUGAGGGCGACGGCGCGGGCUCUGGUGGACAGCACUUCAAUUUCAACGACUUCUUCAAAGACUUUGACCAACACUUUAGCUUUCAUUCGCACGAAAACCAACGCCACAACAGCGCCGGCGGAGGCGGUGGUGGCCAUCACUUCGCCUCCGAUGACCAUCACUUCGGCGGCGGUCACCACAACAGAGGCCGACAACACUCUCACUCGCAGUUUGGCUUCAAUUUUGACGAUAUGUUUGACGACUUUGAUAGCGCGGAGUUCGGCUCGUCUUUUGGCGACUUCUUCGGCGGCCAUCACGAGAGCGCCGACUCGUUCGGUGACGGAGACUCGUUCUUCGGCGGCCAUCACAUGAACGGCAUUCGCAUGAAUUCGUUUCAGAGCCAAAGCAGUGGUGGCGGCGGCGGAGGUCACGGCCAGAAGUGUCAUACUGUGACCAAACGGACGGGCAAUUCGGUGAUGACAUAUACCCAGUGCUCAUAA